AUGGGCUGGGAACCCUGUGAGAGCUGGAUCCCCAAGGUCAUCAAAAAGAGAGUUUGCACAACGUUCAUAGAGGACUCCUUUAGCAAUGGUGUGUUGUGUCAGUGUGGGGGUGUGCGGGAGACACACUGCUCCAUAGCUACAGGAGACUAUUUCGGGGUGGCCAUCGUCAGCCAGUGGGACAGCUCUCAGCACUCCUCAGAGUACCCCACCAACGCCUUCGGAGAGUUGGAGUUCGCAGGGGCCGGGAGUAGGCACAGCCAUUUCCUGCGUCUGUCAUGCGACACCCCACCUCAUAUCAUGUACAGCCUGAUGACGGCCCAUUGGGGGGUGCCCUCCCCCAACCUGGUGGUUUCUGUGGUGGGGGGGGGGAGGGGUCACGAGAAGGUCAAGACCUGGGUCAGGGAGGUGCUGAGACAGGGGCUGGUCAGGGCGGCACAGAGCACAGGGGCGUGGAUUGUGACAGGGGGGCUGAGGGAGGGGGUGGGCCGUUGUGUUGGGGAGGCAGUGAGGGAUCAUGUGGCGGCGGCCUCCUCCCUGUCCCAGAAGAAAGUGAUCGCUGUGGGUGUGGCCCCCUGGGGCCUCGUGCACAACAGACAGUGUCUCGUCAACGCUGAGGGUAGUUUUCCAGCACGGUAUUAUGUCCAGAACACGUCCCAUGAUUCGUGCUCCCUGGAUGGUAACUACCAGGCCUUCCUGCUGGUGGAUGAUGGGAGUGUAGGCCGGCGGGGAGGGGAGAUGGCCUUCAGGGCCAAGAUGGAGGACUACAUCUCCCACCAACGCACAGGCAUCUGGGGUAGUGGCAGUAUAGAUGUCCCUGUAUUGUGUAUGCUCAUCUCAGGGGAAGCUGCCAUGCUGGAGAGGGUGGAUCUCUCACUGAAGAAGGCUACUCCCUGGCUGGUGUUGAAUGGUUCUGGUCCAGCGGCGGACCUUAUCUGUGAGCUGCUGGAUGCCCUGUCAGCCAUGCCCAUGAGCCCCACCUCUCCCCUGCAGGAGGGUGAGGGGAGCGAGAAGCCCAGUGUGGAGCUGCGUGACAGGGCCCGUGAGAGGGUCCGGAGAUACUUCCCUGCCAAGGCAGACCUGGAGAAGCUUGUGGACAGGGCUCUGAGUAUCUAUAAAAACAGAGAUCUGAUCACAGUGUUCCACGGGGAGCAGGAGAGUCCUGAUGAUUUUGACACGGUGCUACUGAAGGCUCUCGUCAGAGCUAGUAAACGUGUGUCAAGUGAUGCCAGUGAGUACACAGAGGAGCUGAAGCUAGCAGUAGCCUGGAACAGGGUGGACAUCGCUAAGAGUGAACUCUUCAACGGAGACAUCAAAUGGAAGUACGAGGACCUGGAGGACUCCAUGACGGAUGCGCUGAUCAACGACAAGCCCCAGUUCAUACGUCUCUUCAACGAGAACGGCCUCAACAUCCUGGACUACCUAACUUACAGGCAUCUGGAGGUCCUGUACCGCUCGCUGUCCGACAGUUCUCUGGCCUACACGCUGCUCCAGCGGCUUCUCACAGAGAGGCAGGGCCUGGCCGGAUACCUGCCUACUGCUGCCUGCUCUCCGAAAGAGGCCUUAGCCCUCAAGAGCCCCCAGAGCCCCAUGAGCCCCCUAUCAGGACCCUCCUCUGCCAAAGAGCUCAGCUUGUAUGAGGUGUCACGGCUUCUAUGGGACAUCCUGGGAGAUGUGUGUGAGCCCUUCUACUACAGCCUUCUGGGUUUGGACCAGAGCACCAGCACCAGGAGAGCAAUGAAGCAAGUGAAUCAGUUGUUGCUGGGGGAUUGUUCGUACAGGGAGCAGAGCUGUCUCUAUCCGUGGGCCUCUCUGUUCAUCUGGGCUGUGCUGCAGAACCGCAGCGAGAUGGCUGUCUACUUCUGGGAGAUGGCAGGGGAGUCUGUCCACAGUGCUCUGACAGGCUGUAAGAUUCUGAGAGAGCUGUCUAAACUGGAGAGUGAGACAGAGACCAAGCUCUCUAUGAAUGUGCUAGCCCAGAAGUUUGAGAACUUGGCCCAUGACGUGUUCAGUGAGUGCUACCAGAGCAGUGAGAGCCGCUCUUUCACCCUCCUUAUAAGGAAGUCUCCGGUGUGGGGCGGAGCUACCUGUCUGCAGAUGGCCACCUCAGCCGACGCACGCCACUUCUUCAGCCACGAUGGCGUGCAGUCUCUGCUGUCUCAGAUCUGGUGGGGAGACAUGAAGAGGAGCACGAAGGUCUGGAAACUGGUCCUCACCUUCUUCUUACCCCCCCUCAUCUACACCAACCUUAUCAGCUUCAGGUUAGUGGAACAUGAGGAAGAGGUGAAGUCUGAGGAGGUGCCUCAUGGUCGAGACACAGAGAGUCUGGACGGAGGAGAUGCCACUAUGUUCUCCCUCUCCGACAUCAUGCAAACGGAAGAGGAUGUCGAGGAAUAUGCUGCUCUAAGGGCCAAUCUGAAAAGUGCCCCCUCCUCCAAUCCCAAGAGGCCCUUCGUACUGCUGCGCUGGCGGGAGUUCUGGUUUGCGCCCGUCACCUCGUUCCUAGGCAACGUGCUGAUGUACUUCCUGUUCCUUGGCCUGUUUGCUUAUAUCCUAUUGUUGGACUUCAAGCCCCCGCCCCCUCACGGCCCAUCCACCUUAGAGUUUGUUCUCUACUUCUGGGUCUUCACCCUGGUCUGUGAGGAGUUUCGACAGACAUUCUUCAGGGGUAGCACCACUUUAUAUCAGAGAAUGAAGCUCUACAUCGAGGACAUGUGGAAUAAGUGUGACAUCACGGCAAUCUCACUCUUUGCACUGGGAAUGUGCUGCAGAAUGUUCCCGUGGUCCUAUGAGUUUGGCCGUGCUGUGUUGGCUGUGGACUACAUGGUGUUUACCCUCCGUCUCAUCCACAUCUUCGCCAUCCACAAACAGCUGGGACCCAAGAUCAUCAUUGUUGAAAAAAUGAUGAAAGACAUCUUCUUCUUCCUGUUCUUCCUGGCGGUGUGGCUCCUGGCCUACGGCGUAGCCAAUCAGGCGCUGCUCUACUCCUACGACCCCCGUCCCGGUUGGAUAUUUCGCAGAGUGUUCUACAGGCCGUACCUCCACAUAUUUGGACAGAUCCCCAUACACGAAAUGGAUGCUGAUAAACUGGAGGAGGGGAGAGAGUGCACCAAUAAUGCCACCCUGGUCGAGGCGGGAGCAGAGCCCUGCAUGAGUACCGACCACAAUUGGCUGGUGGUCAUCUUAUUGGUCAUCUUCCUGCUGGUCACCAACAUCCUCCUGGUCAACCUGCUCAUUGCAAUGUUCAGUCACACGUUCUCUGAAGUGCAGGAGCACAGCGACAACUACUGGAAGUUCCAGCGCUACAACCUGAUCGUGGAGUACCAUUCCAGACCCUGUCUGGCACCACCCUUCAUCCUCAUCUCCCACCUCCAAAUCUUCAUCAAGAGACACAUCCGCAAGAUCCCCUCCAUGAAGAUCAAACACUUUGUUCUGGAGAUCCAUGGUAGGCAGGCCAGUAGACUGAACACAUGGGAGGCCAUCCAGAAGGAGAAUAUACUGUUUGCCCAGAACAAACGAGAGAGAGAGAGAGACUCAGAGAGACUCAAACGUACCUCCGUCAAGGUGGACAGUGUAUUAAAGCAGAUGGCAGAGAUCCGGGACCACGACCGCAGGCUGAGAAUGCUGGAGACCAAGUUGGAGUACUGUUCUAGUGCCCUCUCCUGGAUGACGGAGGCUCUCUCUCAGAGUAACUUGAUAAAGACCACACGUCCUCCGCCCUCUCUCAGAGAUCUGACCCCUCUCUCUCCAACUAGCUGACCAAUGUCUGAUGGAGAAUAGUGAAAUCUAGACGUGCACACACACGCCUCUUAGCUGUCCAUCAAUGUUGAUGAUGACAAAUGUUCCUCUUGUGGAUCAGGGGUAGGUGUAUGUUAUCGCUUUAAACACACACACACACACACACACACACACACCUACAAACACUGUUACUCAGGGCCAAAGAAGGUCAAGAAAGGCCAAACAUGGACUCGAUGCUCAUUCAGCCAUCCUUUCAAUGUCGUUUUUAAGCGUUGAUCAUUUGAACUGCUGCCAUUUUGUAUGUGGACCAUUGUUGCUCUUCUAUGUUACACUUUGUUGUUCCUAUGUUGGUCUAGAAAUCUUGUUCCUGUGGGUUAUAGAAUGGAAGGACAAUCUGUUCUUAAUGUAAUAUGUACAGUCCUUUUUAAAAGGUACAAUUAAAAUUACUCUACCCCCAUAAUGACAUUAGCAAGUACAAACGCAUUCAACCUGACACAAUCACAAAAACCCACAUUGUUUGUAUGUUGCUUUUUGGUUUUGCACUCGAAAAUACGCUCCAGUAGCUGUUUUCUGCAGUCAAUGACCAAAAGCGACCUCUUUGGCCUCAUGG
Messenger RNA from Coregonus clupeaformis (lake whitefish), 4345 nucleotides. Its product is annotated as transient receptor potential cation channel subfamily M member 4-like. Gene Ontology annotation, molecular function: ligand-gated calcium channel activity; calcium-activated cation channel activity. The record is from RefSeq and is a predicted model, not a curated record. Gene Ontology annotation, biological process: calcium ion transmembrane transport. The transcript has 27 exons. Lineage: Eukaryota; Metazoa; Chordata; Actinopteri; Salmoniformes; Salmonidae. The coding region runs from base 1 to 3756 and encodes 1251 amino acids. Gene Ontology annotation, cellular component: membrane.